Molecule: messenger RNA, 1174 nt
Organism: Helianthus annuus (common sunflower)
Lineage: Eukaryota; Viridiplantae; Streptophyta; Magnoliopsida; Asterales; Asteraceae
Biological process (GO): telomere maintenance; DNA repair
Molecular function (GO): DNA helicase activity
Source: RefSeq, a predicted model, not a curated record
AUGGUCCAUAAGCAUGCAUUCGAAGCGUUGGAUAGAACAAUGAACGACAUUUUCAAUAUCGACACUUCCAACAGAUCAAAUAUCCGCUUUGGAGGAAAGGUUAUUGUUUUUGGAGGCGAUUUUAGACAGAUCCUUCCUGUUGUUCCAAAUGGUGGAAGACAAGAGAUUGUCAAUGCCUCAUUAAGUUCGUCUUAUCUGUGGGAUACAUGUAAGUUGCUGAGACUAACAAAAAACAUGAGGUUAACAGUUGGAAGUUCAGCAUCGGACGCUGAAGAAAUAAAACAAUUUGCAAAAUGGCUUUUGGAUAUAGGUGAGGGAAAUGUUGGUGGUCCAAAUGAUGGAGAAGCAUCAAUUGAAAUACCAAGCGAUCUUCUGAUCACUGAUACAUCGGACCCCAUUUCAACUUUAAUUGAUUUUGUGUAUCCUUCAAUUCUUGAAAACUUCAACAAUCAAAAUUAUUUCAGUGAGAGGGCUAUACUUGCACCUAAGAACGAGGUUGUGCAUGAAAUUAAUGAUCGGUUGUUGUCACUAUUCCCAGGCGAAGAACGAGAAUAUCUUAGUUCAGACAGUCUUUGUCAGUCUGAAAAUCCAAACGCUACACAACAAAAACUAUACUCUCCUGAUGUGCUUAACGGUCUUAAAGUAUCCGGCUUACCUAAUCAUAGGCUAGCACUAAAAGUAGGCGUGCCGGUGAUGCUCUUACGUAACAUUGACCAACAAAAUGGUCUUUGCAAUGGUACACGAAUACAGGCCAAAAAAAUGUAUAACCGUGUAAUAGAAGCCGAGAUAAUAUCCGGAGGGAACAUAGGCACUCGCACUUAUAUACCAAGGAUUAGUUUGAUACCUUCUGAUAAAAAAAUUCCUUUUGAGUUUCAAAGGAGACAAUUUCCGUUGGCUGUUUGUUUCGCAAUGACUAUUAACAAGAGUCAGGGACAAUCACUGUCUAGAGUUGGUCUGUAUUUGAAAUAGCCAGUUUACCAUGGUCAGCUGUAUGUUGCUUUAUCGAGAGUUAAAACCAGAAAAGGAGUUAAACUUCUGAUUUUGGACAAUGACGGCAAACCUACUAAUAAAACGACAAAUGUAGUUUACAAAGAAGUAUUUCGUGACUUGUGAUCUCCAUGUACUCAUUCAUCGUUCGAUCAUUCAUUCCAUGUAACUGUUCUCUAAAAUGAUC